GCGGCGUGGCCGAUGACAGCCGGCCCCCGUCACGUGGUCAAGCCCACUCCAAUGGGCGGCGCCGGGGCGACCCGCUGUUCCCGGCGGCCCGUGCGUCGGUGGUGGUUGGGUGGUAAGAUGGCGACUGUGAGUCUGCGGCUCGGCGACUUGGUGUGGGGGAAACUCGGCCGAUAUCCUCCUUGGCCAGGAAAGAUUGUUAAUCCACCAAAGGACUUGAAGAAACCUCGUGGAAAGAAAUGUUUCUUUGUGAAAUUUUUUGGAACAGAAGAUCAUGCCUGGAUCAAAGUGGAACAGCUGAAGCCAUAUCAUGCUCAUAAAGAGGAAAUGAUAAAAAUUAACAAGGGUAAACGAUUCCAGCAAGCGGUAGAUGCCGUCGAAGAGUUCCUCAGGAGAGCCAAAGGGAAAGACCAGACGUCAUCCCACAAUUCUUCUGAUGACAAGAAUCGACGUAAUUCCAGUGAGGAGAGAAGUAGGCCAAACUCAGGUGAUGAGAAGCGCAAACUUAGCCUGUCUGAAGGGAAGGUGAAGAAGAACAUGGGAGAAGGAAAGAAGAGGGUGUCUUCAGGCUCUUCAGAGAGAGGCUCCAAAUCCCCUCUGAAAAGAGCCCAAGAGCAAAGUCCCCGGAAGCGGGGUCGGCCCCCAAAGGAUGAGAAGGAUCUCACCAUCCCAGAGUCUAGUACCGUGAAGGGGAUGAUGGCCGGACCCAUGGCCGCGUUUAAAUGGCAGCCAACCGCAAGCGAGCCUGUUAAAGAUGCAGAUCCUCAUUUCCAUCAUUUCCUGCUAAGCCAAACAGAGAAGCCAGCUGUCUGUUACCAGGCAAUCACGAAGAAGCUGAAAAUAUGUGAAGAGGAAACUGGCUCCACCUCCAUCCAGGCAGCUGACAGCACAGCCGUGAAUGGCAGCAUCACACCCACAGACAAAAAGAUAGGAUUUUUGGGCCUUGGUCUCAUGGGAAGUGGAAUCGUCUCCAACUUGCUAAAAAUGGGUCACACAGUGACUGUCUGGAACCGCACUGCAGAGAAAUGUGAUUUGUUCAUCCAGGAGGGGGCCCGUCUGGGAAGAACCCCCGCUGAAGUCGUCUCAACCUGCGACAUCACUUUCGCCUGCGUGUCGGAUCCCAAGGCGGCCAAGGACCUGGUGCUGGGCCCCAGUGGUGUGCUGCAAGGGAUCCGCCCUGGGAAGUGCUACGUGGACAUGUCAACAGUGGACGCUGACACCGUCACUGAGCUGGCCCAGGUGAUUGUGUCCAGAGGGGGGCGCUUUCUGGAAGCCCCCGUCUCAGGGAAUCAGCAGCUGUCUAAUGACGGGAUGUUGGUGAUCUUAGCGGCUGGAGACAGGGGCUUAUACGAGGACUGCAGCAGCUGCUUCCAGGCGAUGGGGAAGACCUCCUUCUUCCUAGGUGAAGUGGGCAACGCAGCCAAGAUGAUGCUGAUCGUGAACAUGGUCCAAGGGAGCUUCAUGGCCACUAUUGCCGAGGGACUGACCCUGGCCCAGGUGACAGGCCAGUCCCAGCAGACACUCUUGGACAUCCUCAAUCAGGGACAGUUGGCCAGCAUCUUCCUGGACCAGAAGUGCCAAAAUAUCCUGCAAGGAAACUUUAAGCCUGAUUUCUACCUGAAAUACAUUCAGAAGGAUCUCCGCUUAGCCAUUGCACUGGGUGAUGCGGUCAACCAUCCGACUCCCAUGGCAGCUGCAGCAAACGAGGUGUACAAAAGAGCCAAGGCGCUGGACCAGUCCGACAACGAUAUGUCCGCCGUGUACCGAGCCUACAUACACUAAGCUGUCGACACCCCGCCCCCACCCCUCCAAUACCCGCUCUGACCCCCUCUUCCCCACUUGGGGUCGGGGGCCUGGGACUUCAUUCUGGACCAGCCCGCCUAUCUCCAUUUCCUUUUAUACAGACUUUGAGACUUGCCAUGAGCACAGCACACAGCAGCACCCUUCCCCUGAGGCCAGUGGGGAGGGGACGAGUGUCAGCAGGAUUGGCGUGUGGGAAAGCUCUUGAGCUGGGCACUGGCCCCUGGACCAGGUGGCUAUGUGUUCACACACACACACACAUGGUGGCUAUGUGUUCACACACACACAUACACACACACACACACAGUGGCUAUGUGUUCACACACACACAUACACACACACACACACACACACACACACACACACACACACACACACACGCUCGCCCCAGGAUAGAAGCUGCCCAGAAACUGCUGCCUGGCUUUUUUUCCUCCGAGCUUGUCUUAUCUCAAACCCCUUCCAGUCAAGGAAUUAGAAUCAGCAACGAGAGUUGGAAGCCUUCCCACAGCUUCCCCCAGAGCGAAGAGGCUGUAGUCAUGUCCACAUCCCCCACUGGAUUCCCUACAAGGAGUGGCCUUGGGCCAAGAUGAGCCAGUACAGACUCCAGACAGAGGGUCCCUUGGGGCUCUCCAACCUCAGGUGAUGAGCUGAGAAAGAUGUUCACGUCUAAGCGUCCAGUGUGCACCCAGCGCUCCAUAGACGCCUUUGUGAACUGAAAAGAGACUGGCAGAGUCCUGAGAAGAUGGGGCGCUGGCUUUCCAGGGAGUGCAGCAAGCAGCCGGCCUGCAGGUGAGCAUGGAGGCCCGGCCCUCACCGCCUCGAAGCCACGCCCCAGACGCCACUGCCACAGCGGGCGCUCGCUCCUCCCUAGGCUGUUUUAGUAUUUGGAUUUGCAUUCCAGCCCUCGGGAGGGGGUCCUCAGGGCCACUAGUGAUGAGCCAAGAGGAGUGGGGGUUGGGGGCGCUCCUUCCUGUUUCCGUUAGGCCACAGACUCUUCACCUGGCUCUGAAGAGCCGCUCUGACCUCGGUCCCCUCCCGGUGGUCCUACCUUCUCCAGCCUGCCCUGCCAAGUCCCCUGCAUGCCCACCGCUCUCCAUCCUCCCUCCUCUCCGUCUUCCUCCCGUGGAGACAGUAUUUCUUUCUGUCUGUCCCUUCUUUGGCCCAGACCCAGCCUGACCAACGAUGAGCAUUUCUUAGGCUCAGCUCUUGAUACGGAAACGAGUGUCUUCACUCCAGCCAGCAUCAUGGUCUUCGGUGCUUCCCGGGCCCGGGGUCUGUCGGGAGGGAAGAGAACUGGGCCUGACCUACCUGAACUGACUGGCCCUCCGAGGUGGGUCUGGGACAUCCUAGAGGCCCUACAUUUCUCCUUGGAUAGGGGACCGGGGGGGGCUUGGGAUGUUGCAAAAAAAAAAAAGUCACCCAAGGGAUGUCAGUUUUUUUAAAAUUCCUCUGCGUGGGUUGGAUUUUCCAAAAUCAUAAUUUGCAGAAGGAAGGCCAGCAUUUAUGAUGCAAUAUGUAAUUAUAUAUAAGAUGGCCACACUAGGGCGGGGUCCUUCCCCCCUCACAGCUUUGGCCCCUGUCACAGAUUAGAAACUGGGUUAGAGGACUGCAGAAGACGAGUGGGGGGAGGGCAGGGAAGAUGCCUGUCGGGUUUUUAGCACAGUUCAUUUCACUGGGAUUUUGAAGCAUUUCUGUCUGAACACAAAGCCUGUUCUAGUCCUGGCGGGACACACUGGGGGUGGGGGCGGGGGAAGAUGCGGUAAUGAAACCGGUUAGUCAAUGUUGUCUUAAUAUUGUUGACAAUUCUGUAAAGUUCCUUUUUAUGAAUAUUUCUGUUUAAGCUAUUUCACCUUUCUUUUGAAAUCCUUCCCUUUUAAGGAGAAAAUGUGACACUUGUGAAAAAGCUUGUAAGAAAGCCCCUCCCUUUUUUUCUUUAAACCUUUAAAUGACAAAUCUAGGUAAUUAAGGUUGUGAAUUUUUAUUUUUGCUUUGUUUUUAAUGAACAUUUGUCUUUCAGAAUAGGAUUGUGUGAUAAUGUUUAAAUGGCAAAAACAAAACAUGAUUUUGUGCAAUUAACAAAGCUACUGCAAGAAAAAUAAAACAUUUCUUGGUAACACA
Molecule: messenger RNA, 3915 nt
Organism: Nomascus leucogenys (northern white-cheeked gibbon)
Lineage: Eukaryota; Metazoa; Chordata; Mammalia; Primates; Hylobatidae
Gene: GLYR1
Product: glyoxylate reductase 1 homolog
Molecular function (GO): NADP binding; NAD binding; oxidoreductase activity, acting on the CH-OH group of donors, NAD or NADP as acceptor
Source: RefSeq, a predicted model, not a curated record